UGCCCAACGACCUUUGUCUCUUUCACAAGCACACAAUCCCUUUAAAGCCACUCUCUGCUCUGCAUGCACAACUUCACCAACACACUCCAUACAUACGCACAUGCGUCUUUCUGUUUCUGCGAUACGGAUAGAGAGAGAGAUGGGAAACGGGGGAGAGGCUUUGGUGGCAUGCAGUGAUAGGAGUAUGGGGACAGGGAUAGCAAUAUGGGAUAUACGAACUGGAGAUCCUCUCUUGCACAUUCCGACUUGUGCUUCCCCACCUCAUGGGUUAUUGUGCUUGGGAAACCAGUUUCUUGUAGCUUCUCAGGUUAACAAGCAUGGAUCUGUUGGUGGUGGGGCUAUAUUCACCUGGCCCUUGAAAAAGUCACAAUCACCACUUCGGAGCUACCCUAUUGAAGCCAUUGGGCCGAUUUCUUGCACCAUGGAUGGAGUGUAUCUUGCGGGCGGUGCUCCUUCGGGAAAUGUUUAUAUUUGGGAGGUUGCUAAUGGAAGACUGCUCAAAACAUGGCGCGCACAUCAUAAGUCUUUGAAGUGCAUGGCAUUUUCCAAUGAUGACUCUGUUCUUAUUUCAGGUUCAGAUGAUGGUAUGAUCUGCGUGUGGUCUAUGGUUAGUUUGCUGGAUAUGGAGAAUUUGGAAAGCUCACCUUCGUUGUUACACUACUCAUCCGAGCAUAGGUCCUCCAUAAGUGGUCUGUUAACAACAUCCAGCGCAAACUCAACUUUUAUAUCAAGCUCUCUGGACGGUACCUGCAAGGCUUGGGACCUGGUUUCAGGUAGGCUUAUACAAACUCAAGAACAUCCACUGGGGAUAACUGCGAUCGUCCUUCAUCCAGCAGAGCGAUUUCUGCUUGGUGGAAGUAUAGAUGGAAGAAUAUUUGUUAGUGUGCUUAACAUUGGACUAGUGGAUGAUCCUUUUGUUGUUGCAGAAGAUCAACUGUUCGUGCUAGAAGGACACAAAGGAUCGAUAACGGCAUUGGCCUUCAGUACAUUAGGUCUUAUAUCAGCAUCUGAGGAUGGUACUGUCCGCCUCUGGGAUGCUAUUAGUUGGGUGACUAUACGAAGAUUUAACUACCAAAAAGGGGCAGUAACUAAUCUUGCAUUGAUUCCGCAUUCUUCACUGCUUACUUCAUCAAACCAUCAAAGAGUUCCCUAUCAGAUCCGUCUUUCUUUGCUGGAAAAGUGUCCUCAGCCAGAAGCGAACUCAUCCAAGGGAACAGUCGCUCUCCUUCACUCGUGUUCUUCCCUGAAGGACCAUCAAACCUCUUUGGAUUUCAGAACCAAUUCAUUGAACCACCAAAUAUUUGAGAUGGAGGAAGCACAUACACCUGCAGCCCUGCAGAUGAAGUUAGAAACAAGCAUAGACAACCGGAUGUGGGCUACAAGAAUGACAAAACAUGUCAUGGAAAUAAACAAGCAUUUACAGUCUCGGCUGCUAGAUUUGAUGCAGAACCGAUUGUUAUGGAGUGCUGAAGAUGAUUCACCCACUGCAAGAAAGAGUAAGAAGCUUAAAAUUGGAAGUCCAUCACUCGAGGGAGAAAAGCUAUAGCAAUCCUCCAAUUAGUUCCAUGAUUUUUAUGCAGCUAAAGAUAGAGCUAUUUAAAAGAAUUAAUUUCACCAUUUGUCUUUCAAAAUUCCUAUAUAAAUAUAAAACAUUUUCUAAA
Molecule: messenger RNA, 1661 nt
Organism: Hevea brasiliensis (rubber tree)
Lineage: Eukaryota; Viridiplantae; Streptophyta; Magnoliopsida; Malpighiales; Euphorbiaceae
Product: protein ROOT INITIATION DEFECTIVE 3
Exons: 8
Coding region: 101-1546 (481 amino acids)
Biological process (GO): rRNA processing; DNA-templated DNA replication
Cellular component (GO): nuclear pre-replicative complex
Molecular function (GO): protein binding
Source: RefSeq, a predicted model, not a curated record